UAUUAUUUUAGAGACGGUAAAAAUAAUUCUAAUGAAAACAAGGAAAUGAGCAAUACUAUUUUAGCCAAAAAAUACGGACUGUUAAUACGUAUUUAAAUUUAUGAAAACCGGGCACCCAAACCGCACAUAAUUUUAGUUUUAAGUUAAAGCGAAUUGUGUUAUCAAGUUCAUCAUAAAAAAAACAUACUGUACACUAUGAUCCUGCUGGGAAAAUAAAGCAAAGGGAAAGUGAUUUAAUACCAACUUCAUCGCAGUGACAUUAAAACACAGGAAAUUAUUACUUUCUUAAUAGCAUCAAGAGGAUAUGAUGAAAUUUCAUCACUAAAAUAAAAUGGUGAAGUAGUGUUGAACUUGGAACUAAGCUGGCACAUAUGGAGGUGAAUGGUGAAAUGACCUUUUGAACUCGAAACUAAGCUGGUACACUGUGAAGGAUGAAGCUACAGACAUUCCAGAUUAGCUUCAACAAUGCUCAGGGUGUGUUUAAUGCCGGGGACAGUGUCAGCGGUGUUCUCCAUCUACACCUGUUAAAGCCCAUGAAAAUGAGAAGUAUUAAGUUGCUUUUCAUCGGAGAGGCCAAGACCCACUGGACAGUGAAGCAGGGAAAGAGCAAGACAAACUAUCGGGGCCGUGAGGUGUAUCUCAACCAAGUCAUGUAUCUGUAUCCACCAGAUAUUAGUAGUCGAGGAACAGAAACUGUUGACCACCCAGCAGGUAACCAUGCGUAUCCAUUCCAUCUUGCCAUACCUGCUGAUUUCCCAUCGUCAUUUGAGGGAAAGAAAGGCCAUGUUCGUUACUUCUGCAGGGCAACUAUUGAUCGACCCUGGAAGUUUGACUCGCAAACAAAACGUGCCUUUACUGUUAUUCAUCAUCUGGAUUUGAAUUUGAUUCCACAUGCUGUGGUGCCAAUUUAUGGGGAAGAAAACAAGAAGAUUGAAGGUUGUUGUUGUGAUGCAGGGGAGAUGACUGUGUCUCUAAACAUUGGCAAGACUGGUUAUGUUCCUGGAGAACCCCUCACCUACCACAUGUACAUUGAUAACCAGAGUGACUAUCAUGUUAACAGUGCUUAUCUCCACCUUAUACAGAGUGUAACAUACUCCGGUACAUCGGACAGUAUUCUGUCUUCAGGACGGCCAAAGUUCCACACAAAAACAUAUGAUUUCAAUCUGUUCUCUGAGAAUGUAUCAGUACGCCAACACACCAACCAGCACAUUAACGGUUCUACCUUAAUACCAUCACUUCCACCCUCCAACCUGGAUGGAUGUUCCAUUAUUGAAAUCAAAUACUCAGUCAAGAUGAAGGUGUACUGUGACUCCUCCAGCUGUGUGAUCAUUCGACCAAUUACAAUAGGCUCAAUCCCAGUGAGGGAGCAUCAGCCACAAGCUUCCUUAAUCCAGUCUCCAAGUGGCUACAGCUCUGUGGAGCCUGCAGCCCCUACAGCCCCUUUCUUGACACAGGAGGACAUCAGCGGGGUUGGUCCAGUCCUUGAUGUACCAAAGGGUCCAAUUAUGCCCCCCUCAUAUGAAGAAGCCCUUGCCCCACCCCCUUCUUACUCAGAGUGUGUAUUUGGAAGGACUGAAAUUCGAGAUGAAAAUGAUGAUAGGCACACAGAUGGGAUCAUGAACUGGGCCCCUUCCUAUCCUUACUAUGACUUUACACUGAGAUACGGGGGCCAGAACCCUGGCGUUGCCACCCUAGGGCGCGGUCAAAGUGUGGAAGAUUACGAUGAUGAUGAUUGAUUUAUUGUUGUGGUAUCACCAGAAAAAUGUUGAACUUUAUAAUUACAUCAUGACCAUUACAGCGAUGGAUAAACAUGCUUUUUUGAAGAGGAAUGUAAAAAAUAACUUAUAGUAACAUGUAUCAUGAUGUCCAGUAGUGUUGUUACGCAGUCUAAUUUUUGUCUGUUCUCUUAAACUUUUCUUGAUUUCUUUCAUUGAUUUUUUUGUUUUAUUUGACAUAAAUGUUUAUGGACACAAAAUCUCAGAAAUUUUUAUUUAUUUAUUUUUGAAAAUACCAAUAUUUUUAAUGCUCUUUCAGAUUUUGUUCACUACGCCAAGUUGCUAUUUUUUAAAUUAUGUCACAAAAAACUGAUGUGAUGGUGUUAUGUUUUUCAGACUUUUGUCAAAUUAAUGCCAAUUAAAUUGAUAUUAGUUUAACAUUUUAUCAUUUGUAUAAAACUUUUUUUUAAUUUGGGUGUUUAAAUGAACACAGACAGCAAUAUUUUUAUGAGUUGCACAGCCAUUAGUAAGAAUAUCAUUUUCUGUAAUCGUGAGUGAAAUAAAUAUCUUAUCUUGAUCUUCUCUGAAGUGUAACAUAUUUUCUUUAUGUAUCAUGUAUGAUAUUAGUUUUACUAAUCAAAUUAAGGAAUUUUUAACCAGUUGUUGUUGUUUGAUAAAACAUGGAUAGAACUUUCGAUGUGAUUAUGUUGUAAUAAAACCAUAUGGCAUUUAGCAUGUAUUACAACAAAAUCUAAUGCUGUAAUGCAUUUUCAUAUUUCUUGGCAUAAUACAAAGGUUUUUGUUCUUCUUGUACUUGUAAUUGGCAAGCCUUUUAUAAGUCUAACGUAAGAUCUUUUCAUGACUGAAUAUAGAAACUACUCAAAUUUUGCUAAUGAUCACCUGCAAUUAUUUUGGGAAAGAUCUAACUGUAUCUGUUUUAUACUUUACUAAACUUCAUAAGUCAGUCAUUGCUGGAAAAAAUAGUAUUAAUUCCACUAAUGUGAAAAAAGAUGUCAAGAUAAUUCUUUAAUUUAUUUACUACAAUAUCUCAAAAUUGUCAUAUAAAAAGACAUCAUUUCUUCUGACGAUAAAGAUAAACCACAGAGUUUUAGAACUCUUUAAUUUUUCAUACAUGAGUUGUGGUCCUUGGCAUUUGACAAGGAUAAGCUUGUCUGGUAUUUUUUUCUGCUGUAUCAUGUUUCUUUAUAAAUGUACACAGAUGUCAUGUAUCAGUAGCCCAUAAUCUGUAAAAAAGGUAAUUAAACACCUUGCGGAGAAAUAUCAGUAGUAGAUUUGGGUGAUCUUUAGCAAAAUUUUGUGUAUCUAUGUGUAGCUACCUUUUGACAUGUACAUAAUGUAUGCAUGUUUUAGUCAAGUAAAUGCUUAUAAAAAUGUGCUUAGAAAAAUAGUUAGACAAAGGUGAAAUAGGAUUGGGACUGCUGAUUAGAUAAAAUUUAAAAAAUCAUCAUACCAGGAUCAUAGCUUUUAUUGAUAAAAUAAAUGUUCAUUUUUGGCUGCAAGGUUGGCAACAAAAGUAGAACACGCAACGUAUAGAUGCUCCAGUAUGCCAAAAUGUUCUGUCUUUAACAUAUGUAACUGGGGACAUGAAUUACUUAUGUGUGGUGAAUAAACUCCAAGAUGGGGUCCAAAAUGGCCCCCAUUAAUUGUGGACAAAGAUUAUUGUAUGUGUAGCUCAGGAUGACAUGUAUCACAAAGAUAAAAGAAUGACUCAUCGCAAAAGAUUAUCUUUUGCCGAUCUGAACAUCAAGUUUCAUGUUUGUCUAUUGACCUAAAAGCACAAAAUAUGUAAAUAUUACUUAGGGUAGGACGCAAAACCCAGGGUAUCUGGUUGUGUCAUAAUGAUCGCUUUAUUUACCCUAGAUUUAUGGCCCUUGAAAAUUUUACCAUAUUCAUUUUGUCUACUCUCUAACUUGAGCAUAUUUAUUUAAUCAUUACCAAAAGAGUGCUCUAGCAAAGUGAAAUUGGUACAAUUUUGACAAUUCAAAGGCCAUAAUUAACUUGUCUUGCUUUUUAAUUCAUAACUUAUUGAUAUAACAUGAAUUAAAUACCUGUGCUUUACUAUACUUUCAACUGAUACUUUUAUAAAUUGUUUACAAUAUUAAUGGGUAUAAUUUGUCAAUUGAGUUCUGCCUACAGCCUGAUCAACAGCCUGAUCAUAAUAUUCACUCUGGAGUUAUGGCCCUUGAAUUAGUUUCAACUGUAAUUAUGUUACAAGGAUUGUUAUGGAAGUUGUAUUAACUUAUGCUUAGUCACUCUUGUUGGUACAUCAUAAUGCACCAAGUGGCCUUGUUUGGGGGGCAAAACUGGAUUACCAUGAGAAAACCCACUAAUAUGUCAGACGUGAUGACCACAAACCAAAUUCACAUAAACCCUGGCCAGGCAUCGAACAUUGGACGCAUUGGUGAGAAGCGAGUUUACUAACCACUGCGCUAACCAGUCAACCUAUAAUCUUUGAAUUGUUAAAAUUUGACCAUAUUGACUUUGACAUCUCUUUAAGGUUAACCUCAGCAUUUGUGAUUCAUUCAUUAUCAAACCAUCAAUACAAUUACUCCCAGAGCAGACUAGUACCAAGUUGGCAGAGCUUAACAAGGCUACACCUAUUGUGCAAAUAUAUUACUUUGCUAUUCACUUAAAUGUCACUAGUCAUUAAAAGCUGUCCCUUGCCUUCUUUACCCUGAUUAGGGAAAUUAUACUAUUGCGCUGAACAACUCUGGUUGAGGUGCAGCAGCAAUUACUGGAAUUACCAGUAUAAUUGAAUGGUACAUGUAAUAAGUAUCUGAAUUUUGUCUUUAAUGUAUAUUUAUCAUUUUGCUAAAAAAUCAUGCUUUCUUGAAUUGCUUUUUUGUUUUUGGUUUACUCUCAAUGCUCAUUAAGCGUUAUUUUUAGUUGUUAUUGUAUUUGUACAUGCGUUGCUUUUGUUAAUCAUAUAUUUAUCAGUUGUUAAUAAUGAAAGGCAGAAUAAAUAAUCGCUUCUAAG
Mya arenaria is the source of this 4713-nucleotide messenger RNA. Its product is annotated as arrestin domain-containing protein 17-like. The transcript is spliced from 8 exons. The record is from RefSeq and is a predicted model, not a curated record. Gene Ontology annotation, cellular component: cytoplasm. Lineage: Eukaryota; Metazoa; Mollusca; Bivalvia; Myida; Myidae. Gene Ontology annotation, biological process: protein transport. The coding region runs from base 432 to 1736 and encodes 434 amino acids.